AUGCCCCCGAAACAAGCCGAAAAAGGAAAACAAAUUAGGUUCGUCAGCGGAACCUACCUUGGUAAGACAGGAUGGCUCAAUACCGCUGCAUCAAAGAAAGGGCUUUUCAAACGAAGUGUCAUAGUUGACCUUGGUGACGACGGAGAAAAAGUCACCAGUGUGAUGAAGUUUUCGUUCCGCGAUGCAUUCAAGAAAGUGAAAACGUUUGAGCAAGCCCUCAUGAAGCAGCACCCAGACAUUGAAAAUGAGAUGGUCACGCUCUGCCGUCAUUUGUCUGAAUGUUACAAUUUGAAUGGUGAUGCGAUGGCUGCCUACUUCAAGGAAGAGUUGAGGAUUGCAGUAACUGAGCAUUUGUCUCGCGGUGGUAAAGCCAAGUUUCGUCUAGUUCAAUUUCCAGAGGAUGACGACACCAAGAUGCAUGCGGUGUAA
Molecule: messenger RNA, 429 nt
Organism: Cylindrotheca closterium
Lineage: Eukaryota; Bacillariophyta; Bacillariophyceae; Bacillariales; Bacillariaceae
Source: the annotation of a GenBank genome assembly